AAAUAAAGCUUUCGUGUAAAUUGAAAUAAAUUACGAAGUCGAGGGACUAAUCAAGGAGUUAUUCCUUGAGUGUACUAACUACAUAUUUUAUCUGCACUAUCUUUAUUCAUUCAAAACCCCCCAAAAAAAAAAAAAAAUCCAAAAAACAAUUCGAUAAUAAUCUCUGUUUCUCUCGCUCUGCGCCUCUGCCUAGAGAGGAAGAGAACAAGGAACUCAGGUGAACAAACCCUCUCUACCUCCCCCACAUUUCCACUGCCGACCCUCCUACCUUCUCCGAUUUGCAGUUCCGCUGCCGUCGACCUCCGAUUUACUCCCUCCGGCGAUGAUCUGAUCGAUUUUCAGUCAAGCCACUGCGCUUCCUUUUUUGACUUUUUCCUCUCUCUUUCACACCGACCGCCGACGGGCUGCUCGAUUUUGGUUUUGGUCUUUGCUGAUUCUUUUAUUUCUGUGAAAUUAAUGGGAUGAGACUUUUUGUUCGCUAAUUUUCAAGGUCCUCGACGGAGUUUCGGUUUCGGAGGAUUAGGGCUUCAUCGACGCAAAUGGAAGCAUCCGGUGCAAAUUCCGACGCUUACAGAGGUUCCACCGGUGCUUCCACGAAUUCCAGAAGGUAUGGGAUGCUAUCGGCUUCGAAUAUAAUUCAGGCGCCCAUUUCAGCCUUGUUGGAGUACUCGGGUCUUCUCCGGGUGGCCCGCUCAGCUCAUCUAGAAUCCGAGGCCUUGAUCGGCUCUGGAAUUCACAAUCAGAAUCUAGAAAAUUCCUCCGCGACUGCUAAUAAUGGAGAGGUGGCUAUUAGGAUAAUUGGGGGGGCGGACCAGGAGAAUGAUAGAGACGCGUCUGGUUUAGUGGUUGGGCAGGUGAGAGAAGCCAGUCCGCAGGGUGAUGUAUCGCAUGGGUUGGCAUCAUCGGACAGUCAAGGGGAUUUGAGGAGUGACCGUAUGUCCGUAGCGGGAGAAGGGGUUUCACAGUCGGCAAAUGUAGGUGCUGAUGGUGAUGCGGAAGCUGGGGAUGCGGCUGGAGCUAAUAGCAGGGAUUCAUCGUCUCAGAGAUAUGACAUUCAGCAGGCUGCUAGGUGGAUUGAGCAAGUUCUCCCCUUUUCUUUGCUUCUCUUGGUCGUGUUUAUUCGUCAGCAUUUGCAAGGUUUCUUUGUGACAAUUUGGAUCGCUGCUGUUAUGUUCAAGUCAAAUGAAAUCUUACGGAAACAAACAGCUUUGAAGGGAGAGAGGAAGAUUUCUGUUCUUAUUUGUAUUUGUCUUGGUUUCACACUUCAUGUGGUUGCUGUCUAUUGGUGGUAUCGAAAUGAUGAUCUUUUAUACCCAUUGGUUAUGCUUCCUCCAAAAUCAAUACCACCUUUCUGGCAUGCGAUUUUCAUCAUCAUGGUCAAUGAUACUUUGGUUCGGCAGGCGGCAAUGGUCUUAAAGUGUUUUCUGUUAAUAUAUUACAAGAACAGUAGAGGGAGAAAUUAUCGUAAGCAGGGUCAAAUGCUGACUUUGGUCGAGUAUCUAAUGCUUCUUUACCGUGCAUUGUUGCCAACUCCAGUCUGGUAUCGUUUCUUCUUAAACAAAGACUAUGGGAGCCUCUUUUCAUCUUUAAUGACAGGAUUGUACUUAACUUUCAAGCUCACAUCUGUCGUUGAGAAGGUGCAAUCCUUCUUUACUGCAUUGAAGGCAUUAUCACGUAAAGAGGUGCAUUAUGGUGCUUAUGCCACGUCAGAACAGGUAGUCUGGUUUUCCAUCCUUGUGUCUGUGGGUGAAUGACCUGAAUUUUGUGUUUAUGUGAUUUUGGUAUAUAGACUUGCAAGUCAAUAUCCCAUUUUCUUUGGCAGAAAAAGAAUUCCCUAACCUUGUUUCCUUCCUAUUCCACCAACUCUUCCCCCUCGCCCUUCUCUGUCUCAAUCGCCAAUGCAGAAAGUCAAUUCUCAUUGACAUACAGGCUGUUGCAAUGACUUCAGAAAAAGCAUCUAUGAUUGCAGUUUUCCUGUGAACAUACCUGCUCCAUUCUAGAAAGAAAACUUUGGUUCAUACAACUCAUAUUCUCUUGUGUGACUGUAAUAACUUGUCACCUGUCUGAUGUAGGUCAAUGCAGCUGGGGAUCUGUGUGCUAUAUGUCAAGAGAAGAUGCAUGCUCCUAUUUUACUUCGUUGUAAACACAUCUUUUGUGAAGAUUGUGUAUCAGAAUGGUUUGAGAGGGAAAGAACAUGUCCUUUGUGCAGAGCUUUGGUUAAACCUGCAGAUCUCAGAUCAUAUGGUGAUGGAUCGUCAAGUUUGUUUUUUCAGAUGUUUUAGUAUUUUCCACAAAAAAUCAAGAAGUUUUUCUGCUUUGAGGCUUCAUGUACCUAUUCAAAGCCGCCUUCUGAUUAUCAUCUACAGAGGUAAAUUUGACUGUAUUUGACUCUUCGCCGUUCAUGAAUUGUCCAAGAAAAUUAAACCGAAACCACUAUAUAGAAAUCUGGCUCUCCUAUGUUGUAAUUUUUUGGUACCAGGCUCGUAUGUUGUAUUAGAAAUGUUGAAUAUAUGGAAUGGCCCCUAAAAUCCGUAAAUGUCAUUGUGUAACGUGUAAUUUGUAUUGCCAUUAAU
Rubroshorea leprosula is the source of this 2573-nucleotide messenger RNA. The record is from the annotation of a GenBank genome assembly. Lineage: Eukaryota; Viridiplantae; Streptophyta; Magnoliopsida; Malvales; Dipterocarpaceae.